UGGUCCACCCUCUGCUCCUGGCUGUUUUGGGAUCUGCUUUUAGAGCGGAAUGAACCGCCGAGUUGCGUUAGUUACGACUCCCUUACAAAACAACGUUUUUAUUCCAUUAAUUUGAGAAGAAACACGGCUCUAUAUAGUCGUAAAUACGUAUGCGACGAGAUAUACAGUGAGAUGGCAGUUGCGUACACCCUUUGUAGGGAAUCCCUUGUGUUCUUUUCCCUCUGAAUUUGAAAGAAGUGCAUUGAGAUCGAGGGGCGCCUGCUGUCCAUUGAAGCAAGAAGCCUAAUGUUUUCGCCAAGCCAGGAGGAGCAGUGCGCCCCUACAAAAGACCCAAUAAAAUACGGGGAGUUGGUAGUAUUAGGGUACAAUGGCUCCCUCCCGAACGGAGACCGGGGCAGAAGGAAAAGCCGCUUCGCCCUGUACAAGAGAACCAAAGCCAACGGUGUUAAACCCAGCACCGUCCAUAUCCUCAACACCCCACAGGCCAGCAAGGCGGUGAACUGCAAAGGGCAGCACAGUAUUUCCUACACUCUGUCCAGGAACCAGACGGUAGUGGUGGAAUACUGCCAUGACAAUGACACAGACAUGUUUCAGAUUGGCCGCUCCACAGAGAGCCCCAUAGACUUUGUGGUGACGGACACAGUGUCUGGGGGUCAGGAGGGAGAGGAGACGCCCAUCACCCAGAGCACAAUCUCGCGCUUCGCCUGCCGUGUCGUCUGUGAGCGGGUCCUGCCCUACACCGCCCGCAUCUACGCUGCUGGCUUUGACUCCUCCAAGAACAUCUUCCUGGGGGAAAAAGCCGCCAAGUGGAAGAACCCGGAUGGUCACAUGGACGGGCUAACAACCAAUGGAGUGCUGGUGAUGCACCCCAGGGGUGGGUUCACGGAGGAGUCCAAGCCCGGUGUAUGGAGGGAGAUCUCUGUGUGUGGGGACGUUUACACCUUGAGAGAGACCCGCUCUGCUCAGACCCGCGGCAAACUGGUGGAGUGUGAGAGCAACGUGCUGCAGGACGGCUCCCUGGUAGACCUGUGUGGAGCCACCCUGCUGUGGCGCACAGCUGACGGCCUCUUCCACACGCCCACCCAGAAGCACCUGGAGGCCCUGCGGCAGGAGAUUAACGCAGCGCGGCCCCAGUGCCCUGUGGGCCUCAACACCCUGGCUUUCCCCAGCAUGCAGCGCAGCCGCGCCCUCUCCUCCCUGGAGGACAAGCAGCCCUGGGUCUACCUGGCCUGUGGCCACGUGCAUGGCUACCACAACUGGGGUCACCGCUCUGAGCAGGAGCCCAACGCCCAGCGAGAGUGCCCCAUGUGCCGGACCGUGGGACCCUACGUGCCGCUGUGGCUGGGCUGCGAGCCCGCCUUCUACGUGGACGUGGGCGCCCCCACACACGCCUUUGUGCCGUGCGGACACGUGUGCUCGGAGAAGUCGGCAAAGUACUGGGCGGAGAUCCCUCUGCCCCAUGGCACCCACGCCUUCCACGCUGCCUGCCCAUUCUGUGCCACCCAGCUCAGCCUCACCCAGGGCUGUGCCAAGCUCAUCUUCCAGGGCCCCAUUGACUGAGCUGCGGGGCCUUGGGUUGGGUGAAAGAACGAAGCAGGAGGGCCAACAUGCUGUGAAACUGUUCAGACUAUUUAGUGCUUUGUUUUUUUAUCACCGGACUGGAAAUAGGAGGAACGCUUCACAAGGCUGAUGGUGUACUACAACAGUGUGUUCCAAGUUUCCAUGGAGAUGGGCCUGAAGCCAGUGGUCCAUUACAGUGUUUGGUUUGGGCUUCUGGUCCGCUGGAUGGCCACUGUGGUGUACACACAGCGAUGUGGAGCACAGUGGACCUAAGGAACAACCACAGAAGCCAUCAUACUCUUCAGCUGCCAGCCGUCAGCUUUCAACUCAACUGAGCUAACUCUCUGGACUGUGCAAGCUAAAAUGGCUGCUCAUUUCAAGUAGAAGGGCUACAAAACGGGUUUAUCGAUCAUAGUUAGGGUCUGUGGGGGUUGGGUGGGGUGGGUUCAUGGUGGGCCUGAGGUGCAUGAUUUUCACAGAGCCAGACAGCUGGUCUGUUGGCUGGGAGGAGGACCGAGCGAGCCAGCGAGGUUCAUGGGUAACUAGUUAAGUGCUCCCCAUUGGCUCCUCAACCCUUAUCUGAUUUGUAAUGGCAUCCAGAACAUUUAGCCUUUCCAGAGGUGAGUUGAACUCUGUUCUGUUCAGGGAACAGAUCCUUAAAAGAAAACAAGUGUUUUUCUCUCCUCUUGUACAGAGAUGUAUUCCAGUGCCUGGGGCUCCCAAUAAAACCCUGGGUAUUUUUUACUAAAUGGAAAAAAGCUAUUUUGUUGAGGGUUAAGGGAGGGGGAGAGUUUUACAUACAUAAAGUAUAAAGACAUGUAACCCACAUGGAUUAUUUUCCAUAUUUCUAUUAUUUCUUAAGUAUUUUACUACACUGAGGUGUACAGUAAAAAAAAAAAUGAAAAUGUUAAUAUAUUUUUCUCUUGUGUAACUAUUGUGUGCAUGUGGGUUGGAUCAUAUGGGUGUGCUUGAAUGUGUCAACACCGGCUCAUACGGAGACAUUAGUCCCUUAUGACGUAACAACCAAAAGGCAACAACAGGCCACUGGCAUGAACCUUGUGGGUCAUGACAAUAAAUGUAUUAAAAUACAUACUCUCCUCACCAUUGGCGCUUUAGCCUAAAUUAUGCAAUUGCUUUACUGAAGGGCUAGGUCUGUUCCUUCUAAAUAUACUGUAAAACUCGGGUGUCUCAUGAUAUCAGUAAGGCCGUCGUCAUAUCUAGUGAAAUAGAUGAGCUUUUGGAAGUGUAACUCACUCAGUCACACAUCAACCCACACCUUACUGUCUUUGGUCUUGUCCCACACUCCCAGAUACUGUGUUCAAUGUGCACUGUUGAAUUUGUAGCUUUAUCUCAUGCUGGGUUUUAUCCAAUGAUUUGUACGCUCCCAAACCUGGGCACAGUCACUGCAGCAUUGACGGAUUAUACCAAAUAUAAAAUGAGUUCUCUCUGAUGCAACAACUGCUUCCUGCAACCCAAAGUGUUACUGUUAGCGAAUUAAAAAUCUAACUGCUAUUGUAGAAUACAAAACAAAUCUAGUUCUGGAUGACAGUCAAAGCUAUUUGGUUGUACUCAUUCUCACAAGGAUAAUAUCAUGUGCAAUGCCAACUUUAUCAAAUCCAAUUGUGGAGAUGGAUCAAGUGGGCCAAAUACGUAUGAAUGGAUAAGAACUGACGUUGGAGUUGGUCUGUGAGAUGGAAAUAAGUUGAAACUGAAGAAUUAGAAACAAAUGUGUGUGCUCUUCUUCGAUGCGGGCUAGUUUGACUGUGCCCAUGUAUGUAGAGUGUAGCUCAACAUAUACAAACCACCACUGUAUUAAUGGAUAGGAUAGUGAGCAUCAUGAUACUGAGAUGUUAAGUGUUCUUACUGUAGCUAUGUACAAGUUGCACAAUGAAUGAACAUGUUGGAAGAGAGCUAUUCUUUUCAGCUACACUGAGAAGCCAAAUAAUAUAGUGACAUCACGUGUGUCUCUACAAUGCACAUGGGCUCAAAUACAGUACUGACAAGUGGUGUGUCCUCUCCUUUUGUUGGUGGACUACAGAGGUUCCCCCUCCAGAUGUGAGGUCUUGGUAGUAUGAAGCUAACAGUAAGACUGAUGUGGUGACAUGACAGGUGAUCAUUCAAUGGCUUUGAUUGUAACUUCUAUGUGAUGAGUAGCAGGGUAAAAGAAGGGUAUCUACAUUAGCAUUCCCCCCACUGUGCCCAGUCAGUGCUGACAGUACGCAGAUAAAGACCAUGCUCUGGAACAGCUGUAAUGUAGCACAAACAUUCCUCCUUGAAUACUUGGGAGGCAUAGCCGCGGGAAGUAAGUGUGCUGAGGGUGCUGUAACACCCCCUGAAAAAUCAGAACACAAAAAAAAGAACAAUGUCUCACAAAAGUAGUGCACUGGUUCUUUACUAGUCCUGUAUUAGCGGACCGAUGUAGCGCGUCUGAAAAAAUCGCAGCACCCCCAUCCCCAAACAUCUUCCCUAUGUUGGGAGGGGUCCUGUGGUUGGUUCACUCAAGGACCUGCUCAGUGCAUUUUGUCUCCAAACUCUGUACACAGGUCAUAGCUUGCACUGAUGCUCCCAAAGCCUACUUGCAAAAAUAAACCAUUUGUUUA
Messenger RNA from Coregonus clupeaformis (lake whitefish), 4160 nucleotides. RefSeq names its product pellino E3 ubiquitin protein ligase family member 2 (gene peli2). Gene Ontology annotation, molecular function: ubiquitin protein ligase activity; protein binding. Gene Ontology annotation, biological process: protein polyubiquitination; regulation of Toll signaling pathway. The coding region runs from base 286 to 1560 and encodes 424 amino acids. The transcript is spliced from 6 exons. Lineage: Eukaryota; Metazoa; Chordata; Actinopteri; Salmoniformes; Salmonidae. The record is from RefSeq and is a predicted model, not a curated record.